This is a messenger RNA of Homalodisca vitripennis (glassy-winged sharpshooter), 4058 nucleotides long. It is a transcript of the gene drm, whose product is annotated as protein drumstick. Lineage: Eukaryota; Metazoa; Arthropoda; Insecta; Hemiptera; Cicadellidae. The record is from RefSeq and is a predicted model, not a curated record. Gene Ontology annotation, cellular component: nucleus. The coding region runs from base 280 to 510 and encodes 76 amino acids. Gene Ontology annotation, molecular function: DNA-binding transcription factor activity, RNA polymerase II-specific; RNA polymerase II transcription regulatory region sequence-specific DNA binding. The transcript has 4 exons. Gene Ontology annotation, biological process: embryonic hindgut morphogenesis; embryonic pattern specification; regulation of transcription by RNA polymerase II.
CGACCGGGCGGCCACAGGGGCGGAGCCUAGCUACUGUGCAGUUCCCACGCUUCCCGUGGUGGGGCAGUCACUAGCUCACCAUCUACAUCUUCAGAAGCCGUCAUCCAGCGCAGACGGAAGCUCUUUGGCACCACCCUUCAGAUAUCCAGCGAGUGAGUGAGUGUGGACGAGGUCCACGAUGUGCCUGAUAGUCAGCGUGAGACCGAACCAGUUGUAGAACUGCCAAAGUGUUGCGCCCGGAGACUGUACCCCAAGAGAGCGGCAAAGUGAUCGGUCAUCAUGUUCGCGAUUAUGCAAGUGGAGAGUGACGACCGGAGGGAGUUUCGCCGCAAGAUGAGGACCAAGUGCGAGUUCGUCUGCAAGUACUGCCAGCGCCGCUUCACCAAGCCGUACAACCUGAUGAUACACGAGCGCAGCCACAAGGAUGACGUCACAUUCACUUGUGAGAUCUGCGGCAAGACGUUCAAGCGGCAGGACAACCUGAAACAGCACAGAUGUGGGUGGCGGUGAACGUGGACCACUGUCGAGCCACAGCCCUUCGUACGGACUAAGGUACUGAGUGUCGCGGACAUGGCAUUGCGUUGUCGGUGGCGAUAUCACAUGCGAGUACAUCAGGGCUGGGCAUGGCGUGUGAACUGUUGCUAGUCACGGCUUCAAUGUGAUAAGGACAACUGAAUCGUCACAUUUCUCAAUGUAACAUCGGUGUUCACGCUUUUCACCAUUUGGAUGUGAUGACAUUUGAGACUUCAAAACCACCAUAGUGACAUCAAUUUCUGGGACUUUACAGACAUAAAUAUGACGUAUAAUUACAAGACUUCCUAGCCUCCAGUGUGAUCAAUAAUGCUGAGACUUCAUAACCCUCAAUGUGAUAUAGAGUGCUGAGUCAUCCUAGCCCCGAUGUGAAAUAGAACUGAGAUUUCAUAGCCCUCAAAGUGACAGAAUACUAAGAAUUUCUGGUUAUCCAUGUAAAAUGCAAUGUUGGCUUUACAGACGUUUGAUGAAUUUCAAAUGCUAUAAUUGAUAAACUGUAAUAUGACAUCGAUAGCUGAGACUUCACAACCCUCAAUAUGACAUCGAUCACUGAGACUUCACAGAUAUUAAUGUGACAUCGAUCGCUGAGGCUUCACAUCCCUUAAGGUGACAUCGAUCGUUGUGACUUCGCAGCCCUCAUUGUGACAUCGAUCGCUGAGGCUUCACAGCCCUCAAUGUGACAUCGAUCGCUGAUACUUCACAGCCCUCAAUGUGACAUCGAUCGCUGAUACUUCACAGCCCUCAAUGUUGACAUCAGUAACUAAGACUUCACAGCCCUCAAUAUGACAUCGAUUGCUGAGACUUCUCAUCCCUCAAUGUGACAUCAGUAACUAAGACGUCACAGUCCUCAAUGUGACAUCGAUCGCUGAGACUUCUCAUCCCUCAAUGUGACAUCGAUCGCUGAGACUUUGCAGCCAUCAAUGUGACAUCGAUCGCUGAAAGUUCACAGCCCUCAAUGUUACAUCAAUCUCUGUUUACAGUUCUAAAUGUGCAUCGAUCCCUGAUCAAUUAUGAAGCCGUUCUAAGCUUUUGAACCAGUGAUAUAAUUUAGUGUGAACUUUUAUCGUUGCUCCCCAUGUGCCAUGAUGCUGAGCCGCUACAGCUGUUCACGGAACAAACACUGCUGAGUCUGCACAGCCCUCUAUGUGACGCUGAGUGUUGAGUCUCGUUGCAGCAGCCAUUAUGUGAUAUCCGUAUCUGAAUCCACGUUCUCGCUUCCAAACGUUCCUGCCCAUAUAUUCCUUCCUUAUAACUUAUUAUUCUACUUAAGGCAUUAGUGUUCUGUAAGAUAGUUUGUUUCGUUAUGUAUAUGUUUUAUGUGGUCUUAUUUUAAAUAAUCACGAUAAUUUAAGAACUGUUAUUUCCUAAAGUGGCAAAAUGAAUUUAAACCGUAAAGGAGAUUGUUUAAAUAAAUUGAUUAAUGAAUGUUAUUUUUUAAUUUAGAGUUAUUCUUUUUAAAUGAACAAGUUCAAUCCAAUAUCAUAUUUUGUUACAUUGAGAAACAUUGUUACAGACAACUUCUUUAAUAAACUAAACAUAGCUAUUAGUGUUAACCUUUGUGCAAUGACUAUCGAUUAUUUAUUUUUUGUAAAAUAUAUUAAAACGUUGAUCGUAAAAACAGCAUCCUAGCCCAACUGUAAAGGAAACGUCGGCGAAAAGCUGGAUAUAAUUUGACCAAAAUAAUUAACGAUUUCUAUAAUAGCGUUGAUGAGUUUCCUUCAAUUUAAGGGGUUUUUAAAACGGCAAAUAUUAAAACAAAAUCGUUUAUAGAUAGAUCUUUUAUCGAGAGGUGUAGCUGAAUGUUAUGGUUCAGUUUUAUGUAACUUUAGCUCGUAUAAAAUAAAUUCUAAAACAGUUUCCCGCGCGGUUGCACCAACAGUUGGCCUAGGAAGCUGCGACAUGUACAGUUUAUAUAGCGUGACAGGGUCUAACCGGCCCUAACAUGUACAUAGUAGGUAGGCUAUCGUAACUCACUGUUACCACUCGGUCACGCCCUUUCUCAGCUUUAGUUUGUCUGACAGUCGAAUUCUAACUGGCCAGUCGAGUCAUUACAACCCCUAGAACAAAACAAAGUUCACGUACAACUCUAAAUCCGAUUCCAAAUUGAAUAAAAAUUACAUCGGUUCAUUUCCGUGUAGCGCACAGCUACAUUUUAAAGUGUAUAAAUGGACGAUAUCACAAACUUUUUCUCAAAAGAAUUACGAUGCUGCAAGGAAUUGAAAACUCUUCUAUUUGGAAUAAUUUUCAAUUUCUAUGCUUCAAUUAUGCCUAAGCACUCAUGCUUAUGCAUAAUUGACAAGGGACUGGAUUUUUAAGCUAUCUUGCACGAUAGCUUCUAAUUUUAUCUCAUAAGUUCCAUCAAGAAUUGAAAUUGCAUUUUCGUAUUAAAUUUGUAUGGAUUAGAAAUAGUGAAUAGUUGUACUGUUAUCCUUCUUACCAUUCAAUGUUUGAUGCUGACAUGUUUCGUCAACUAGCUGUAUAAUCAGGUCUUAUAUUAUUAUCCAGGAGCUGCUAGCCAAUCUUUACAAAUAUUAGCACCCAAUCUUAGGUUUCGUGAAAUUAAUAGCGAAAUGUCUCCUGAGCAAAGAAAAUGGUUGUCAGUCGAGUUAGUCUCUAUUGGGAUCGAAAUGGAAAGAUACAAAAAGAGUUAAAAAUAUGGAACAAUAAUCUUCUUACAGGUUAUUCUUUCGCCUUGGGACACUUAAAACCCUGUCAAACAAAAUAAUCAGCUUUAGCCAACGAGUUAAGACUGACUAUUUGGCUGAAAUGGUAACUUCAGCUCUUAUCUCUUUGGCUGAAACCGAUGUGACUAUUAUUUAGGCGAACAAGAUAUGGUUGCAUAUAUUUAAGGCUAAAAAUAAGGCCAUUUACUAAUAUUUACCCUUUUGAUACCUUCCCAUUGCGGGCCCCACUCAUAUAUUUUUUUUCAACGUGACAUUAAAAACAACCGUCAAAUCUUUACAAAAAUGUAGUUCAAUGUAAGACAACUAGACAAAACACGAACUUUUUUUGCUAAAAAUGGCAACGAUUGUAAACUGUCUGAUGUUUACUUAUAAGCCUAUUGAUAUUCAAACUUUUUUUGAUAAGCUUCAUUUAACUCCCACCAUAAAAAGCUUGGAUGGCGAUCGUUUUAUUUUUUGGGAUAUUCCUCUAUCGAUUUCACGAAAAACUGGGUAGCGUGCUUUGGCUCUCGGUUCCUGAAUUUUACUAUUGACUAUUGUCAUUGUAAGCAAAAUGAAUUCAUGUGUAAAGGAUAUUGGUUAUGAUAAUGAUCAUACUGAGUAUGAUGAGUGAUCGCAUGAAUGACUCGACUCGACCUGUCUACCGAAGUGUCUUGUGCUACACUACUCCAUGUUGAAGUGUAGACAUUCUCCAUACUCCAGUGUCAGUGGCGAUUAUAGACUCUUGUGAACCACAUUCACCUCCCUCUUGUGCUAAGCUAAGUCACCUACAUUGUUUGUUAGACCAAAUUGUUUUUGUUCAUUUUGUACAUAUAUGAAGAGUUUAUUAUACAAGCUUAAAAUUUA